AUGAAGUCUAGUGACGUUGGAUACUCACCAGCCUUUCAAUACGUGCUCAAGAUGUCCCAGAGUUCAAAUGUGACUCCUCUUGGACUAGAUACUUUCGGGAAGAGGUAUACAGAGUUUGGAUCUUCAUUGCCAUCUCUCGAUAAGAAUAAGAGAAAUUUAUUACAAAAUUCGUUUAAACCCCCAAAGCAUCCUCAAAUUGAGACUUCUUCAAAUAAUGAAGAUUCAAACAAAUCUGAAUCUUUUAAAAUUCCCAGAAAUAAUAAAAUAACUCCUCUAAAUCUGCAUAAGGACAACUUCAGUACUUUUAAAACAAAGGCAAGGCUUUCAAAGAAUUUUUCUGAAAAAUUGAAAAAUGCUGAGAAAGCAUUUGACAAAUGGUCUAUUACAAGGAAUUCUCAUCUUCGAACCAAGAGCGAAUCAGCAUCGACUCUGGCUUUCCCAAUGAUCCAUAGCAGAAGUACAGAACAAAAAGUGCCACGCAUGUCGAGUCUGACUAAAUUAAAUACUUAUGUUGCAAAAGAUGGUGGGAGAGACAGUAAAAAUGAGUACCACAUGGAUCGACGGAGAGGAACUAAGUCACAUUCGAAAAUAGGACUAUUUCUAGGUGAAAAUAAAUUUACUCCUACUGUUCUAGACUCUUCUCCAAAGGGGAGCCCAUUAUUGGCACAUAAAGAAUCUCUAUUAGAUAAUUUCAGUUCAGAAGUUAAAACUCAAAGUGAUCUUACCCAAAAGAUGAUUAAGAAAUCAGAAAUGUAUCGGAAGAGAAACAACAAUGGCCUGAAGAUAUUUUCAGAGACAGUUUCAAAGCCUCAUGGAUUGUACCCUCGGCAGUACUCUUUAUCCAUCUCGAAGACCUCUAGUCAUCCUAAUUCUCCCUUAUUUCUCAACCAAGGGCUUCCAAAUAACGAGGAUGGGCGUCUUCUAAGGGUACCGACCUUAGAGAGGGAGAAUGAUAGUAGUUCCCAAGAAAGCAGAUCAACAGCUGUUAGGACAUCAAAUCUCGACAAUAGCAGACACAAGAGAGAUACUAAGUUGAUGAGCCAAAGUGACCUCUACCAGAUUAUUAAAGAAAGAAAGAGAAUGGUCGAUUCUAUAUCUGAAGAGGAAGAAGAGAAGCCAGAAAGAAGACUGAAAGGUCUCAUUGGAAAAAUAGAUAGAAAAAUUCCUCGUCAAAGAAUUAUUCACUUUCCUAAGAAGAAGUACACGGAGGAGAACCCAGAGAAAGCAAAGAUACAAGCCCAAAUUUCAAACCCAGUUCGGAUGAAGAAAUAAAAAUAUGAAAAUUAUCCCUGGAAAAUUAAGUCACCAUGCACUCCAAGUAGUCCGAGAGAAAAAGCAAAAACUCGAAAUGAAGAGAUUACAAAACCGUCAUACUCUCAUUAAACAACCAACUACAUUCAUCAGAAAUUUCAAAAAACCUUUCCGAAGGACUACCAACCCCGCUUCAACCCAUGAAUUCAUCCAACUUCGCCAUCCUAGCAUCUCCCCCCUCCAUACCAAAACCCCACAAAAAACCACUCAAAACACCUCUAAAAGCCCUAAUUCCUAACCCUAAGCCUAGUUUUGGCAA
Messenger RNA from Moneuplotes crassus, 1570 nucleotides. The record is from the annotation of a GenBank genome assembly. NCBI's taxonomy places the organism in Eukaryota, Ciliophora, Spirotrichea, Euplotida, Euplotidae.